This is a messenger RNA of Saccostrea cuccullata (small rock oyster), 1313 nucleotides long. RefSeq lists its product as uncharacterized. Lineage: Eukaryota; Metazoa; Mollusca; Bivalvia; Ostreida; Ostreidae. The transcript has 5 exons. The coding region runs from base 378 to 1313 and encodes 311 amino acids. The record is from RefSeq and is a predicted model, not a curated record.
ACACUUAAAUUACUAAAAAUGGACUAAAUUAGUAUAUAGGUCCCUGCUAUAAGUCACACAUUUUCAAAAUAUUCUAUGUGAUGAUGUCUAAGCGUUGAUAUCUGCAGCUACUACAUAAAAAUGAAUAGCAAUGUUUUAUACAUCAAUCAACGAUUUAAUAUAUGACAGAUAUGGGCCUCCAUAUAUUUUGCGACAAGCUCCAAAUUGUAUUUCUGGUAGGAGUAACCCGGAAGCUAGCAACACGUAAACAAAAACAACGUGUUCUGUAUAUCGUCACUUUCAGUUUCGUGUUUACAUGUGGAUCGAUUUUUAGUAGGCCAGUUUUCUCAAGGAAUCAUUUGCCACUGUGGCAACGAAUAACGACCAAAUAUUAAAAGAUGGUGAAAUUUCGUGUUAUUGUUCGUUUUCUUUGCCUGGGUAUUUUCUUGUUUUCCACUUUCACCGUAACAGUUUCGUGGCAAUCACUGACAUCGCUAGUUUUAUUCUUGGUUUCCCUGUGUGAACUUUCUCCGUCAAAGAAUUCCAGUUCCUUACACGAAGACGAUCAUAAAACCACAAGACAAAUCGUCAAUGAACUUUACCCCCUGGUGGACGAAGAAGAACUGAGGAAGAGUAUACACAGGGCUGUGUUUAACUUCGUGACAUAUGAUGCUUCCAAGGUCCCUGCCAUAGAAAAUUUUAGACCCAUUCAAGAAAACACAGAGUGUAUAUUUGCCAGAAGAGCCAAACUUUGGGGAAACCAAGAAUGGGAUGAAGACUUAAGUUUAGAAGAAAAUACAUUCAGAAUUUUACCUUCCUUAUUGCACUUCACACUUGUCUGUCGUCAGUAUAAACUUGACGGUUUUCUGAUCGAGGUACCAGAUGAAUUCCAUCGGAAGGACAUACAGGUUUUUGCCAAGACCUUCAGAAGAAUACUCAAAGUGAUAUCAGACAACGACCCGAAGGGAGUGAGAUGUAUGAACAAAUCCUAUGUUGCAAAACGAGGAUGGGUUUUCGAGUUCAAUAAUGUGACAUUUUUCAUAACAACAUUUGGACCGUUUUAUCCAGAAACAAACAGUAGAUAUGCGUUUGGUUGUGAGAACUGCUUCAUUUUACUUCAGCCAGAGUUGAGUUUUGCUCUCCAUGAUUUAUCGCCAAGCAGUUCAGAGACAAACUACAAAAACCCCACGACAGAAAGGGACAGAAUUAGAUGUGCAUACAAGAACGCGGGCAGACCGUAUAUAAUACCACGUGAUAUUACUCAGCCAAUGGCAUGGGACAUGAUCAAGCCAAUUGAAGAUGAAAAUCCAAUUAUUCAGUGGUGGUCACAAUAA